CCUCAUAUUUCCUUUGUAUCACAGAUCACAACUAAAAUGAUGUUAGUAUGUUUGUUGUGAUCUGUGCUUUGUAUAUUUAUUUUUACUAUUCCCAUAUGUAUGGUGAAAGUUGUUUAUUUGUAGUUAAUUAAUGCACCAUGUCGUGAAGUACAUUUAAAUCAAUAUUAAAUAAGUUCCACUUGUAUUUUUCAAGACUAUAGUAAACAUUACAAAAUGUUAUCCCCUGAAGAAACCAUAAAUGAUUCAGAACCUCCAGUUGCUUCCAGAGGUCUCUUGAGGAGAAUUUCUGGUAUUUUCAACCGAAAUCAAUUGGGAUCUUCAACUGGUGGUAGCUUAAGCUACAUAGAAUUUGGGACAAUCGAAGAGUCGAGUACUCGAACAUUAGGAACCUUUGCUGGUGUUUUUUCCCCAGUGACAUUGUCAAUGUUUUCGGCCCUCAUUUUUCUAAGAAUGGGAUAUUUAGUUGGAAAUGCAGGUUUAUUAGUAAUUUUACUACAGUUCGCCAUAGCAUAUGCCAUCUUGGUGUUUACAGUCAUGUCAGUGUGUGCUAUAUCUACUAAUGGAGCAGUAGAGGGAGGAGGAGCAUAUUUUAUGAUAAGCAGAACUUUGGGUCCUGAAUUUGGCGGAUCUAUAGGAACAUUAUUUUUUUUAGCAAACAUAGUGAGUAGUGCACUUUGCAUAUCCGGAUGUGUCGAAGGUUUAGUAGAAAAUUUCGGACCAUCAGGGUAUUUUGUGAAGGGCCUCAUCCCCGAUGGAAAAUGGUUUGAAUUUCUCUAUUCUACUUCAUUGAACGUUUUGAAUUUUCUGGUGUGCCUCAUUGGAGCUUCAAUGUUUGCCAAAACAUCAUUUUUCAUUUUGGUUGUGGUUUGUGGAUGUUUGAGCAUAACAUUUUUCACCUUCUUUUAUCAAGGAUUUCUAGAGGUUUCCAUACCAGAUUCUAAUACUCUUAUACAAAAUGCAAGUGAUCACGUCUUCAGAAAUUAUACAGGCUUGCAAGGUUCCACUUUGCAGAGUAACUUGUGGCCCCAAUAUGGAAGAGAUUACACAGCAAAAGGUCAAUUAGUUACUUUUGCCACUGUAUUUGGAGUACUGUUCUCAGGGGUAACUGGAAUCAUGGCUGGUGCCAAUAUGAGUGGUGAAUUGAAAAAUCCUGGAAAAUCAAUUCCUAGGGGAACACUUUCCGCUGUAGCUUUCACGCUUGUUAUAUACCUAUCAAUAUCUUUACUGACAGCUGCCACAUGUACCAAGGAACUAAUGCAAAACAACUAUUUGUUCUUGGCCGGCAUCAGCGUGUUUUCACCUAGUGUUGCUAUUGGGUUACUAACAGCUACCUGGUCUGCUGCUCUAAGUAAUGUUAUUGGAGCCUCCAGAGUAUUGGAAGCUCUCUCCAAGGAUAAAAUUUUUGGCUCGCUUCUAAAUUUCGUUCCAAGUGGUACAUGGAAAGGUAACCCUGUUGCUGCAGUAGUGGUUUCAGGUGUUCUGGUACAGUUGGUUCUGCUCAUUGGUUCCCUCAAUCUUAUUGCCCAACUGAACUCUGUUUUGUUCCUAUUAAGCUACUUGGCAACAAACCUGGCUUGUCUCGGUCUUGAACUUGCUGGAGCUCCUAACUUCCGUCCGUCUUUUAUGUAUUUCACGUGGCACACUGCGUUGGUAGGCCUUUUAGGAACAAUCAUCAUGAUGUUUGUUAUCAGCCCGAUUUACGCAGCAUGCAGCAUACUGUUGUGUCUACUGUUAGUAGUAUUUUUGCAUUUGUUCUCUCCCUCUAAAGAGGCACAAUGGGGCAGUAUUUCGCAGGCAUUAAUAUUCCAUCAGGUUCGUAAAUACCUUCUCCUUCUGGAUUCUCGCAAAGACCAUGUGAAAUUCUGGCGUCCACAAGUCUUACUGUUAGUGAACAGUCCCAGAUCAGCGUGUCCGCUCAUAGAUUUUAUUAAUGAUCUUAAAAAAGGAGGGCUGUACGUGCUGGGUCACGUGGAAACUGAGGAACUGAAGGAAAAUGGGCCAGAUCCAACCAUUAACCAAACUUUACACUGGUUAAAUUUGGUUGAUCAUUUGAAGGUGAAAGCUUUUGUAGAACUGACUGUUGCGAGAACUGUUAGAGAGGGACUACAACACUUGAUGCGGUUGUCUGGAAUGGGAGCCAUGAAACCUAAUACUGUUAUUCUCGGGUUUUUGGAUAGGCAGGAUCCGCACGAUUUUUUGCAGAGUAAUGAUUCCCCCUAUUGCAAUCAAGAUUUUGAAAAUGAUGUAUUUCCUAUCAGAAGUCGAAAUACCUUAGAACCACUGGAAUAUGUUCAAAUGAUGAGGGACGUAUUAAGAAUGAAUAAAAAUUUGUGUUUGUGUCGGAAUUUUUCCAAACUGAAGAAGGAUUCUAAAAGCGUUAGAGGCAAAAAAUACAUUGAUGUUUGGCCUGUGAACUUCUUGAAUCCUGGAGAACAUGAUGCUUUCGAUACAACUUCCCUAUUUAUGAUGCAACUGGCCUGUAUCGUUAACAUGGUUCCCUUGUGGAGCAAACUAAAGCUAAGGCUAUGUAUUUGCGACGAGGCUGUAACCAGUUACUUCUCUCUCACUUCUUCAGCUCAAAGCCACUCUGACAAAUUGAACAAUCUUCUGAAAAAACUGAGGAUUGAGGCAGAAUUGUUUCCCGUUAAUGGAUGGAGAAACGUCAUCGAGUCGCAUGGAAACAACGAGAAUGCGUACAUCAACAGUGUGAAUACUUUGAUAUUACAACAGACAAAAGAAACUGCUGUAACCUUCAUUUAUCUUCCUGUGCCGCCUUGUGAUGAUUCCAAGGCAGAGUUGUUUUAUACCAAUUUAGAAACUUUCUCGAAGAACUUACCUCCAACUAUUUUUGUACAUGGUGUCAGCACUGUUACUUCGACUACUUUGUAACAGCAAUUUUAUCAUUUUGAAAUAACUCAUUUCUAUUAGAUACAAUUAUAACUAUUUUAUGAAACGACA
This is a messenger RNA of Leptinotarsa decemlineata (Colorado potato beetle), 2958 nucleotides long. RefSeq names its product solute carrier family 12 member 9. NCBI's taxonomy places the organism in Eukaryota, Metazoa, Arthropoda, Insecta, Coleoptera, Chrysomelidae. Gene Ontology annotation, biological process: chloride transmembrane transport; potassium ion homeostasis; chloride ion homeostasis. Gene Ontology annotation, cellular component: membrane. The record is from RefSeq and is a predicted model, not a curated record. Gene Ontology annotation, molecular function: potassium:chloride symporter activity.